Molecule: messenger RNA, 612 nt
Organism: Penicillium digitatum Pd1
Lineage: Eukaryota; Fungi; Ascomycota; Eurotiomycetes; Eurotiales; Aspergillaceae
Source: RefSeq, a predicted model, not a curated record
AUGGUGUCGGCAUGUUUGCAUCAGCCACCCAACUUUGGCUGCUAUUUGCUUAACCAAAAAUCAAACCAAAGGAAAUCAACAUGGAGAUUGACUCAGACCUACCGGAUCCGUCAUUUAAAUAUUGGCCAGGCCGGCACACAGCUUGGUAACGCUGCCUGGGAACUAUAUCUACUUGAACACGGUCCGAAGCCGGAUGAAUUUAUUGAUCCCGAUGUAACCAACCAGGAUGCAAAAUGCGGAUCUAACGAGACGUUCUUUACUAAAACCUCUGGCGGCAAAUCUGUUCCCCGUUCCAUCUUCGUCGACCUUGACCCAUUGAACUGCCAUUCCUUACAGGGCUUCUUGACCUUUCACUCCUUUGGUGGUGGUACAGGGUCUGGGUUUGGUUCACUAUUGUUGGAUCAUCUGACCAUCACGUAUGGGCGCAAGUCUAAGCUGGGAUUCUCAAUCUAUCCUUCCCCACGUACAUCCAAUGCGGUGGUGGAGCCACACAAUGCCGUCCUCUCAACCCACAGCACCAUUGAGAAUUCCGACUGUACCUUCCUAGUUGACAACGAUGCUGUGUACGAUAUCUGCCGACGCAACCUGGAUAUGAACACUUCUACCGUCUGA